AUGGAUGCCAAUGCCAAAUUUAAAGAGCUUGAACCCGUCAGGACCGAGCCUGGGGACCAUCCCACAAGCCUGCUUCCUCCUGGUGAUGCUCAGCAUGCUCACCCUGCAGCACGGCGCAAACAACCUCGACCUCCUGCUCAAUUCCAGCACACUGGCCCUCACGCAGACGGCACUGCGCCUGAUUGCCUCAUUAGAAAGAAGUCUGCUGGGCUGGAAUCGGCAGCUGCGAUAAGAACCAAAGUGUUUGUGUGGGGUCUGAAUGACAAGGACCAGCUGGGCGGGCUGAAAGGCUCCAAGAUAAAGGUUCCUUCGUUCUCUGAGACACUGUCUGCUUUGAAUGUGGUACAGGUGGCUGGUGGUUCUAAAAGUUUGUUUGCAGUGACUGUGGAAGGGAAGGUGUACGCCUGUGGAGAAGCCACGAAUGGCCUGCUGGGGCUGGGCAUUUCCAGCGGGACGGUGCCCAUCCCACGGCAGACCACAGCUCUCAGCAGCUACGUGGUGAAGAAGGUGGCUGUUCACUCAGGUGACCGGCACGCCACGGCUUUAACUGUCGAUGGAGAAGUGUUUUCGUGGGGCGAAGGUGACGACGGAAAACUUGGACACUUCAGCAGAAUGAACUGUGACAAGCCAAGGCUGAUCGAGGCCCUGAAAACCAAGCCAAUCCAGGAUAUCGCCUGUGGGAGCUCCCACAGCGUGGCCCUCACAUCCAGUGGAGAACUGUACACCUGGGGCCUCGGCGAGUAUGGCCGGCUGGGACAUGGGGAUAAUACGACCCAGCUAAAGCCCAAAAUGGUGAAAGUCGUUCUCGGUCACAGAGUAAUCCAGGUUGCAUGUGGGAGUAGAGACGCACAGACCCUGGCUCUGACCGAUGAAGGUUUGGUAUUUUCCUGGGGUGAUGGUGACUUUGGAAAAUUGGGCCGAGGCGGAAGUGAAGGCUGUAACAUUCCCCAGAACAUUGAGAGACAAUGGACAGGGGGUGUGCCAGAUUGAGUGUGGAGCUCAGUUCUCCCUGGCGCUCACCAAGUCUGGAGUGGUGUGGACAUGGGGGAUUACUUCAGGUUGGGCCAUGGCUCUGACGUGCACGUGCGGAAACCGCAAGUGGUGGAAGGGCUGAGAGGGAAGAAGAUCGUGCAUGUGGCUGUCGGGGCCCUGCACUGCCUGGCGGUCACGGACUCGGGGC
This is a messenger RNA of Rhinopithecus roxellana (golden snub-nosed monkey), 1180 nucleotides long. Its product is annotated as E3 ubiquitin-protein ligase HERC2-like. Bases 1 to 990 code for a protein of 329 amino acids. The transcript is spliced from 10 exons. The record is from RefSeq and is a predicted model, not a curated record. NCBI's taxonomy places the organism in Eukaryota, Metazoa, Chordata, Mammalia, Primates, Cercopithecidae.